GAAUAUAGUAGUAUUAGAAAGAGGGAAGAGGGAGGAAGCGAAGAUGGAUGUAGGAGAAAAAGUAGAAAAGAAAAAGUCUGAAUGUAAUGCAGUGAUCCAACACGUAUCCUCUUGCAUGUCACCAUAAUAACCCUCUCAAUCUCACACCACAACUCUCCUUCAUUACCUCUCUUUUCCCUCAAUCACUCUUCCUUCUCUCUCUCUCACGCAUCCACACACACAACACAACACAACACGUUCAAACCUUCACCCAUGGCGGACCAAUAUCCAACCCCGGCCCAAGCCCAGGCCCAGACACCCUCCCUCUCCGCGGCGUUCCUCCAAAAGCUCCAAGACCGGGCCCCCAACUCUGCCCACCUCGGCGGCAUCCUCACCCUUCUCGUAACCGCCUCCGUCUUUCUCCUCCUCGCGGGCCUCACCCUCACAGGCGCCAUUCUCGGCCUCAUCUUUUUCACGCCUCUCAUCAUCGUCUCAAGCCCCGUCUGGGUCCCAGCCACCAUCAUCUUGUUCGUCGUCACCGCGGGCUUCUUCUCCGUCUGUGGAUUCGCGGUUUCCCUCGUCGCCGCCUUGUCCUGGAUGUACCGCUACUUCAGAGGCCUCCACCCACCCGGUUCCGACCGGGUCGACUAUGCCCGCAGCCGCAUAUACGACACCGCCAGCCACGUCAAAGACUACGCCAGAGAAUACGGUGGCUAUUUGCAGAGCAAGGUCAAGGAUGCAGCGCCCGGCGCCUGAACCACCCACCCGAUGUAACUCUGUAACUCCAUUAUCUUAACUUCCUGUUAUUGUUAUUAUGAUGCUGUUUGUGAUAUGCUUAAUUAUUCCCUCCACGUGUAUCUUUAGCUUCGUCUGAGUCAGAAUCACGUGCCACGUGUCUGUGUGUCUGCUUCGUCUGUCUCUGUCGGUUAUCCCUCUCCUUAUGUUUUUUUAGAUUUCUCAAUGCAAAAUGUAGUUGUCAGUUAUAUAAACUUGGUUUGCUUUUUUUUUUUUUACUCAUGAAAACCAUGAAAAGUGAAAUAAUGCAGAAAUGAAAUGGAAGAAAUGUGCAUGAUGACAAGUUUCUU
Molecule: messenger RNA, 1064 nt
Organism: Vigna unguiculata (cowpea)
Lineage: Eukaryota; Viridiplantae; Streptophyta; Magnoliopsida; Fabales; Fabaceae
Product: Oleosin family protein
Biological process (GO): lipid storage
Cellular component (GO): monolayer-surrounded lipid storage body; membrane
Source: RefSeq, a predicted model, not a curated record